UGGAACGUCACGUGACUAGCACGUGAUCAAAACAAAGGGAAAACAAGAUGUCUGCAGACAUUACCGUAGACAUGCCUGUUUUACAAAGAGAGAAGCGCCCGCGAAUGGUGGUCCCAACGUACGCAGAUGUCUCUGGUGACGAACAGGAUGAUAUUUCCAGUACAGCCAGUACUAUCAUGGAAGACUCGUCUAUUCAAAGUGAGACUCCACCCACACAACGAAGAUUUGGUAGAGGAAAAAAUAAAAACAAGCGGUGUAAACUUCAGUACAAAUGUACAAAUUUUAUCAAGGAGGACCAUGGCCAGCCCUUAUUUGGACUUCAUAUAAACCAGUUCACCAAAGAAGGAGACCCAAUCCUUUUUGCUACUGUCGGAUCAAACAGGGUAACAUUGUACGAGUGUUUGGAGGGUGGAAAGAUCAACCUACUACAAGCUUACAUGGAUCCUCCUUGUGUAGAUAGUGAAGAGAACUUUUACUGUUGUACCUGGACGUUUGAUUCCACUACUGGACAACCACUUCUUGCUGCUGCAGGCCUCAAGGGAAUCGUCCGCAUCAUUAGUCCUGUGACCAUGUCAUGUAUCAAAUAUUACAAAGGUCAUGGUAACGCCAUCAACGAGCUGAAGGUCCAUCCCAGGGACCCGAAUAUGUUACUGUCUGUAUCUAAAGAUCAUACGUUGAGGAUUUGGAAUUUGAAGACGGAUGUGAAUGUGGUGAUAUUUGGGGGAGUGGAUGGACAUCGUGACGAAGUACUCAGUGCUGAUUUCAAUAUGGAUGGUUCCAUCAUAGUUUCCUGUGGUAUGGACCAUUCACUAAAGAUGUGGAAAACUGACCAUGAAUCCAUCCAAACUGCUCUUAAGGAAUCUUACAACUUUGUUGCAGGAAAAACAAAAUUUACGACAGUAUUCCAACAUUUCCCAGAUUUCUCUACGCGAGACGUCCAUCGAAAUUAUGUCGACUGUGUACGGUGGCUGGGCAGAUUUGUUUUAUCUAAGUCGUGUGAGAAUUGUAUUAUCUGCUGGAAGCCAGGACAACUCAAUGAUACGGACACUACGCUGAAACCAAAAGAAAAUAAAGUGACAGUUGUUCACCGUUUUGACUAUCGCGACUGUGACAUCUGGUACAUGAGAUUUGGUAUCGACUACUGGCAAAAGGUGAUCGCCCUUGGUAACCAGGUCGGCAGGAUUUAUGUAUGGGAUAUCGACACUGAGGAUCCAACAGCAGCAAGAUGCACAGUGUUGAGCCACAACAAGUGUAUCACAGCCAUUCGUCAGACUGCAUUCACACUAGAUGGCAGCACUCUUUUGGCCGUUACUGAUGACGCAUCAAUAUGGCGUUGGGACCGAGUUAAAUACUGAAUUAAAGGAAUUGAAGCUAUACCAAGAUCUGUGCAAUUUGAUACAUACAGUGAACACAAAUACAACAUUUGAUACAUACAGUGAAACAUCAAUACAACAUUUGACCAACAUGUGAAAGAGGAAAUUGAAAGUUUCACAACAACAAAUGAGUUUUUAAUUGACCAAUCACAUGUGGCUUCAUGGUUUGAAUGUUGUGUGUUGUAUAUACACCAGUCAGAAAUAAGAUGUGGAAACAUUUUCAACACUGCAUGGUGUUAAUCCUACACCUUAUUAAAAUUGUAUUGUCAGUUCAAAUCUGGCUUCUGAUUGGUGGAAAUUUAGGGGAUUUAACUGAAAAUUGGUACAUAGAGGAUUUGAGUAUGUCUAACACAGUGACAACAUUUUGAAUAGCUCAGUCGUCAUGGUUAUGAAAUAGAGGCCUCUGAUUGGUCAAAAUUUAGAUGUUGUAUGAUUUUGCUGUAAAUUGUUACAUAAGGGUCAGGAGGUAUGCUGAACACAGUAUUGAAAAGAUUGGUUGCUAUGAUAAUGAAAUGGAUGCCUCUGACUGGUCAAAAUGUUCAUAUAUAGAUAUUGUCCAAUUUUGAUGAAAUUUCAUAUGUACAUGGGGUUUAUGAUACUACAUGACUGUGACUUUGAAACUUAAAACUUGAUUGGUGUAUGAAGGGAUUAUGACUUAAGAAACAAUGUUCUGGUUUUUCUAUGCUUCUUUAGAGACUGUAGCAAAUGCAGGGUUAGUUUGGGGGACUUUUGUAAAAGGCCUCAUUACAAUUAAAAGUGGUUAGGCCAAUUAAGCUUGUUACCCCAAUCAGGGUUGCCACCUCUCAUUUCCUCGGUGGGAAACUCACGAUAUUGAAAGCUCAAUAAGUCUAAUGCCAUUGUGGUUUUCUGACACAAUAAAUUAAUAUAAAUGAAUGUAUCUACAGGUAUCAUAACAUUUCGUUGUCAUCAGAUGAAGGUAUUGAUAGACCUAAAAGAUAACAUACAUAUUUUCUUUAACAUGCCCAAAGAAAAAAGGUUAGGUCGUUUGGAAGAUAUUUCAAUUUUUAAUACCGUUGGCAUUUACUAAGGAUACAUGUGUAUAGAAAGUAUACUCUCGACUUUCCUCGGAAAAAUAUUAAUUUCAGACAAAAUUGAUAGGGUUGGUGUAGUAAUUAGAAGAUAUGUUAAUGUACAUUCAUUUUCUUUGACAUUAUGUUUAUCAGCUAGAACACAGGGGCCCGACCCGUUCCUAUGAUACAGAGUGAAAUUUAACCUCGAGGUAUGACUCAAGAUCUCAUUUACCUAUAAGUAAUGUUGGUUCAGACUCUGGAGUUAAAUAUUACACUCUAGGUCAUAGGAACAUGUCACGCCCCUGUGUAUCAGGAUAGCGAUAUGUAAAUUUGUGCCAUUUCUCGUGUAUAAAUCAGUUGUUAUAUAUACAAAAUGUACUAUCAAUCAUUUACUGGGACCAACAACUUCAGUUCGGCAGAUACCUCAAUAGGAUUGAAGUCUUGAGUUCAGGCAGCCACUCUUAUGCCUACAUACACAAUAGACAUUGCUGUGUGAAAAGUUUACCAUGGCUCUAGAUUUCUGAGAUCAAAGAGAGAUUAUGUAGAAUGUUGAUGUCUAAUACACAAUAAAUGUUUUAAUAUAAAAA
Messenger RNA from Pecten maximus, 2991 nucleotides. Its product is annotated as polycomb protein EED-like. Bases 48 to 1355 code for a protein of 435 amino acids. Gene Ontology annotation, cellular component: ESC/E(Z) complex. Gene Ontology annotation, biological process: negative regulation of transcription by RNA polymerase II. The transcript is spliced from 12 exons. The record is from RefSeq and is a predicted model, not a curated record. NCBI's taxonomy places the organism in Eukaryota, Metazoa, Mollusca, Bivalvia, Pectinida, Pectinidae. Gene Ontology annotation, molecular function: nucleosome binding; protein binding.